Quercus robur (English oak) is the source of this 1767-nucleotide messenger RNA. RefSeq names its product sulfite exporter TauE/SafE family protein 4. The record is from RefSeq and is a predicted model, not a curated record. The coding region runs from base 86 to 1495 and encodes 469 amino acids. The transcript is spliced from 12 exons. Gene Ontology annotation, biological process: protein ubiquitination. NCBI's taxonomy places the organism in Eukaryota, Viridiplantae, Streptophyta, Magnoliopsida, Fagales, Fagaceae. Gene Ontology annotation, cellular component: membrane; Cul4A-RING E3 ubiquitin ligase complex.
UUGCUCGUUAAAAUCAGAAAAUAAAUAUCUGGGUGUUGAGGAAAAAAAGAGUUUUGAUUAAUUCAAUAGGGAAGGAGUGACACCAAUGGCCACAAGGGUAUUGGUGCUCUAUCUCCUAUCAGGUUUCUCUGUGGCUGUUCUUUCUGUCCUAUUCCUCAGCGAUGUCAAUGGUUAUAGCCCCAACAGAAACCUUCUAUCUUCUUCAUCAAACUCAACUCUAUUGGAGUACCCUUCAUAUGUCUCCAGCAGUAGUACUGAUACUGUUUGGCCCGAAUUAGAGUUCAGUUGGAGACUUGUGUUGGCAACCGUGAUAGGAUUUCUGGGAUCAGCAUGUGGAACUGUUGGUGGAGUAGGAGGAGGAGGCAUUUUUGUUCCCAUGCUUACUUUGAUUGUUGGCUUUGAUACCAAGUCUGCUGCUGCGCUUUCUAAAUGUAUGAUAAUGGGGGCAUCAGCAUCAUCAGUUUGGUACAAUCUAAGAGUUCCACAUCCAACAAAGGAAGUGCCAAUCCUAGAUUAUGAUCUUGCCCUUCUCUUCCAGCCCAUGCUUAUGCUAGGCAUCACUAUUGGUGUGGCUCUUAGCGUUGUCUUCCCCUACUGGCUCAUCACUGUCCUCAUCAUUAUUCUCUUCUUGGGUACCUCAUCGAGGUCUUUCUGCAAGGCAAUCGAGAUGUGGAAGGAAGAGACUAUUUUCAAUAAAGAAAUAGCCAGACAGCAAGAAGCUUUGGUCAACUCUCGCGGGGAACUUCUGAUUGAUACAGAGUAUGACCCAUUGGUACCUAGAGAGGAGAAAUCUCAAAUGCAAAUACUAUGUUUCAACCUUAGGUGGAAGUGGAUUUGGGUGCUAGUGCUUGUAUGGAUUGCUUUCCUAGCCUUGCAGAUCAUCAAGAAUGAUGUGGAGGUAUGCAGUGUCUGGUAUUGGGUGCUAUUCUGCGUGCAGUUCCCCAUUGCACUUGGAGUGUUUGGAUAUGAAUCAGUUAAGUUGUAUAAAGAACACAAGAAGAGGAUGAGCACAGGCAACACAGAAUCGAUUUGCGAGGCUUCCAUAGGAUGGACUGCAAUGCACAUUGCAUUCUGUUCAUUAUGUGGUAUUUUAGGAGGCACUGUAGGUGGUCUACUUGGUUCUGGUGGUGGAUUCAUUCUAGGUCCACUUCUUCUUGAGAUUGGUGUCAUCCCCCAGGUUGCAAGUGCGACAGCCACAUUUGUCAUGAUGUUCUCCUCAUCCUUAUCCGUGGUGGAGUUCUAUCUUCUCAAGAGGUUUCCUAUUCCUUAUGCUUUAUACCUCACAUCAGUGUCUAUUUUAGCUGGAUUCUGGGGACAGUUUAUAAUAAGAAAAAUAAUCACAUUUCUUAAGAGAGCAUCAAUUAUUGUAUUUGUUCUCUCUGGUGUUAUCUUUGCUAGUGCAAUCACAAUGGGGGUCAUUGGUAUUGAGACUAGCAUUGAAAUGAUACACAAUCAUGAGUUCAUGGGGUUUUUAGGGUUCUGCAGCAGCCAGUGAUUGUUGACAAUGGCAACCAUGCAAUAUUGGAAGUGCUAAGGAAAAAUGGAUGCAAAGGCAGUGGGGAGUGUUGGCCAACACCUAGUUGACCAAACUCUAUCCCCCUCCAAAGGAAAAUAAAACCUGAAAUAUUGUUGUGAAGCAAUAAAGGUCUGCUUUGUGUGGUGUGGCUUAGGCAGGCUGUAUUGUGUGUUAGCUACUGGCUAACAUGCAUUUGAUUUCCCCCAUUCAGAUUUAUGCAAAGUAUUUAAUGGAAUUACUUUCUUAGAUAA